AUGACUGUUAUCAUGUCUGCCCCCAUCAUAUCUUUCUCAAAUAGCUUGAACUUCAGCGUCACGGUCUACGACUCAUUUAGUGAGGCUACCCAAGACGGGACAAAUUAUAUCGGCACCUUGACCUCAAUCGCAAUAGUACCGGCCAACACCACAGUUUCAGUUCGACUCAAACGACCAGCCUCGGUGCUGAUCGUCAGUAAUGCAACGUCCAAUGCCCCUUUGGCGCGGCUUACUUACUUAUCAGGUAUCAGCACCGGACCAUAUGGCGUGGGGCAAGCUAACGUCAACGCCAUGACCCAAACCAUGGACUUCAUCACCUUCAUCAACAAUAAUCAGAACGACCCGCUCACGGUGGCCUUCAGAGACCUCUGGAAAGAUUCCUCAAAGCCACAGGUCAAGCCCGUGAAUGACUUCUUCACCCAACAUCCAAUCUACGCGAGCUGCACCUUUGCGACCUAUAUGAUGGGCAUUGCAUACACCGCGGAGCAACCAGAGGCUAAAAGCAAGCCUUCAACGCAAGCUUUAUACUCGCUCAAGACUCUCGUACAGCUUCUGGGCGGAACCUGGCCGGUCUCGCUUCCGGACAUUGUCGUGACUAGCUUCACUUGUAAUACUACUAACAACGAUGUACUUGCCAUUCGAGCGGGGAUAGACCUGAAAAAGCUGCCUGCCCAGUCAGAUGAUGCGCUGCAAUUUUUCGGAUCACUGUUUACCGUCCAACAGCUUCAGAUGGCACUUACUAUCAAUUAUGCCUUCAAAUCGGGCAAUGUGGGCACUCACCUUUCUAUCAGCCUCGAUGCCAUGCACGUACCCUUCGGCGGCUCAGCCGUUUUGGCCAUCAACAAACCCACCGCUACAAUUGACAUCAACCCACUAUUCAAGUUCGUCAUCUUUGAAGUUACUGGCAACGUCCCGUUCAAUAUAUUCGGAAAGCAAUUCGAGGCCGAUGUGUCCAUGGUCAUCGACAACACCGAGGCCAACUUCAGCGUGGUGAUCGAGGGAGAUCAUUCCUCUCUUCCGGCCCCACCAACAAUGAAGGGUGUGCACUUUGAUACAUUUGGCGUAGGCAUCGGAGUCAUCUUUGAGCCACCGAGUGCAGCGAUUGGUCUAUCGGGUCAACUGCACAUUGGUGACUCUGGCAGCGGCCCUCUGACAGUACUUGACGAUGACAACUUCGUGGUCGUUUGCCAGAUGAUCGAAGAUGUCCCAACACCCCUCUACGUUUCCUUCUAUGUGUCUCAGAUGAGCCUGGAAGACGUGUUUACAAUCUUCACGAAUUCUCAAUGUCCUGUGGAUGUACCGGUGUUAUUUACCGAUCUAUCCUUCCAAUGGUCUGCAAACCCCAUGGAACCUGUAGUAUUGCCCGACGGGUCGCUUUCCAACAUGGACUAUGGCUUCAGCGCAGUUGCCAGCAUCUUUGACAUCAAGUUCUACGGCGACGUGGAAAUCGAUCUCACGAAAGGGCUGACAGCCAGCAUCCAGAUGGCUCCCCUGAAGCUCGGCAGCAUAUUCUCGAUAAUCGGAAAUGGCACCGGGUUUUCCGUCAAGGUGGAUACCAGCGGCAAUCCCAUCAAAAACAAUCAGCUUGUCACUACGGCAGCACAGAAAAAGGCGAUCGAAGAUGCUACGACGAAGAAUCUGGUGCAAUCGGGUGGCGCAGUGUUGGAGCUCCAGACGUCGGCCUCGCCCUUCCUGCACCUCAACGGUACUGUGAGUCUGUUCGAGUCAGGAAGUGUCAACCUGGAUGCCGACAUUACAGCGAGCGGCAUUACUUUCGACGUGGACUUCGGCGGGCUGCUAACCUCGAAGAUGAGUUGCACUUUGUCCGAUUCUCAAAACUUGAGCGCCGCGUUUGAGUACGGCAUCAAUGACACUAUAUCGCUACCUUCGCUCAGUGGGGUCGGUCUAGGCUCUCUUCAUUUGCAGGCAACGGCCGAUGCGAAUUUCGCACUAAGCACAAGCUCUUCGGACAUCAUCCUGCAAGUCUGGGGUAGCUUCGAUUUUGAGGGUGCAACCUGCAGUUUCGGAAAAUUCACAGUUGACGUGCAUAUUCAAAGCAUAAGCGAUCUCCUGUCGUCCAUUCUCAACAACAUCGAGCAAAACGCUGGGCAAGUGUUCAACAGUCUGUUGAGCUCGGCUGUUGCGUGGGCAGGCAAAGUUGAACAGGACAUCAUAACAGGGAUCGAAUCGGUGGCAGACGUCUUACAAAAAGCUUUCAACCAAGAUGCUGGAGAGGUAACAUCUACCAUGAAGGAAGCAGGCUUCGGCGCCGGGGAGAUAGCGGGGGGUCUCCACAGUGCUUUUGGCAUGGCACCACUGGAUAUUGCGCAACUUUUGCAGCAGAAUGGUUUUGUCGGCGGACUGGCGGCUUCGGCACUUCAAAGUGUGGUUGGCAAUGAUGCUGCGCCCAUAGUCUCCGCCCUAAAGGACGUAUACGGCUGGGUACCUAACCAAAUUAUCGACGCGCUGGGUCAUAUCGGCUUCAACACCAAUGACAUAAGCCGAGCCUUGGGAAUAUUGGGCGGCCUACCCAUCCAAUAA
Colletotrichum costaricense is the source of this 2541-nucleotide messenger RNA. RefSeq lists its product as uncharacterized. The transcript has a single exon. NCBI's taxonomy places the organism in Eukaryota, Fungi, Ascomycota, Sordariomycetes, Glomerellales, Glomerellaceae. The record is from RefSeq and is a predicted model, not a curated record. The coding region runs from base 1 to 2541 and encodes 846 amino acids.